This is a messenger RNA of Exserohilum turcica Et28A, 597 nucleotides long. RefSeq lists its product as uncharacterized. Lineage: Eukaryota; Fungi; Ascomycota; Dothideomycetes; Pleosporales; Pleosporaceae. The coding region runs from base 28 to 468 and encodes 146 amino acids. The transcript has 2 exons. The record is from RefSeq and is a predicted model, not a curated record.
UUCAAAAUACCACUCAAAUCCGCCAACAUGUUCUCCAAGAUCGCUCCCCUCGCACUCCUCGCCACCAGCGCUGCUGCAGCUGCUGUCCCCCGCAGCAUCGACUGGACCUGGCAAGUCACCGACUUCAGCAGCGUCUGCACCGCCGCAACAUGCUACUACUCGUUCAACGUUGCUGCUCCCACCGGACCAUCCGGUCAGCACUCUUUCGACGCCAAGUACUGCUCCGGCAACAGUUUCCAGGGCGACUACAAGUCGUGCGGCGAAGUCGGUGUGGACGUGCCCGGAGAUGUGCUAGCGCAGGAAUUCAACCAGGGCAUUGACGUUGGCGCCAUCGUCAGUGUGCGGUUUACCUUUACAGACGGCGAGGCUACCUACACGUACACAGGUAACACCACCGUUAAGCAUACCGGUCAGGGCCCGGCUACCCAGUUUACCGUUGUGCCUACCGAAGCUUUUGGCGUGGCGUAGACGUGAAGGAACCACGCGUUCAUGCUCAUGGAUUAUCAUCGUUAUGACUAUUUAAUCUCUUGGCACUAGCGAUGUACCUGUUUGUGUCCUCCAUAAUAUAAUGUAUCUCCGUUGUAUCCAACCUUGUCG